Molecule: messenger RNA, 1642 nt
Organism: Magallana angulata
Lineage: Eukaryota; Metazoa; Mollusca; Bivalvia; Ostreida; Ostreidae
Exons: 1
Coding region: 83-1132 (349 amino acids)
Biological process (GO): purine nucleotide biosynthetic process; 5-phosphoribose 1-diphosphate biosynthetic process
Cellular component (GO): cytoplasm; ribose phosphate diphosphokinase complex
Molecular function (GO): ribose phosphate diphosphokinase activity; magnesium ion binding
Source: RefSeq, a predicted model, not a curated record
UCAGUUUCUGGAGGUGAAAAAGGGAAAGAAAACGUAAACAAAGGGUACCUAGCGUCAAUAUCAAUAUUUGCGUCUUUCAAAAAUGAACGGAGAUGACAGUCCGGUUCUUCUCUAUGCACAUCCUUCGAUGGCUGCACUAGCAGAAAAUAUAGUCACAAAGUGCACAACGUUUACGAGGGAGAUGAGUCCUCCACCAAAAUCGACAAUCCAUGGCCCUCCCGUUCGCGCUCUGUCAAUAUCUGCUAGCUCUAGUCCUCGUGAAGUUGAAUACAGAAAAACGAUUCAGUGGAAGACAUUUCCUGACGGAUUUCCAAAUUUAUUUAUCGAAGAUGUCAAAUAUAUGGCGGGGAAAGAUGUCAUUUUCAUCGGAAGUUUUCACACUCCUGAUGUCAUUUUUGAGCAACUGUCUGUUCUGUAUGCGUUUCCGAGAUAUUUGGCACGGUCUUUUCAUUUCAUUAUGCCAUACUUUCCAACAGGAACUAUGGAACGUGUAGAUACAGAGGGACAAAUAGCAACAGCCAAAACGCUGGCUACAUUAAUAUCUGGCAUCCCCCUGACAACGAAAGGACCCGCUCAGAUAAUCAUAUUCGACAUCCAUGCCCUUCAAGAAAGGUUUUACUUCUCAGAUAAUGUCAUUCCUAGGCUUGAAUCAGCUGUUCCGUUAUUGAUGAGGGAAAUGAAAUCUUUGCCAGAUUUCAAGAAUGUGAGCAUUGCCUUUCCUGAUGAUGGAGCUUGCAAAAGAUUUCACAACUUCUUUCCUGAUGAAGAUCCUAUCACUUGUGUCAAGAUAAGAGAUGGCAAUCGCCGGAUUGUUAAGGUCAAGGAUGGAAACCCUGCUGGAAGGCAUGUCCUUAUUAUAGACGACCUCGUCCAGUCUGGAGGUACGCUGAAGGAAUGUGCCAAAGCAUUGUAUGAAAAGGGAGCAUUAAAAGUUAGUGCCUAUGUUACCCAUGCUGUGUUUCCAAAAGAAUCUUGGAGGAAGUUCGUAGAUUCGGAUGUCAAAUUUGAAAACUUUUGGAUCACUGAUUCCUUACCACAUGCCAAGAUGAUCUGUGAACACCCACCUUUUAGGCUUCUGUCCUUGAGUGAACCCAUUGCAGAUUUGCUCCUGGGUUAUGAUUUGAUGCCAUGAUCUGCUAAAAACCAGCUGAUAACCAAUGGCAAACAGUAUAUACAUGCUGCAGAAUACUGUAAACAUAUUAUAUUUGGUGUGUACGAUAUUUAGCGGAAAAUAGUUUUUGAACAAGUUUGCAUGGAUUUGAAUAAGCGUAUUCCUGAAUGUUACUAAUAUAUACAUAUAUGCAUGUUAUUUAGCAAUGUACUUGAUUAAGCGGAAGCCACAUUCCGCCAAAAACGCUAAUUAGAAUACACAGCCAAAUGUAAUACGUUUACAGUAUCAUAUUAGACUUUUAAUAUAAGAAUUGUGAGCAAGUUUGUUAACAAGUAGCUUUUGAUUGAUGUCAGUUUAGAAAUUCUGCUCAUGUAGGACAUUUACAUGUACUUUUCAAUUUUUAUUUAGCUAUUAUUCUUACGUUUUUAUGUACUAUGCUUAUAUUUUCUUUUUCGUUGAUCAUUUUUAAAAUUUUAGAUAUAUAUAUAUGGGACCAUAAAACCACAGACAAUACCGGUAGUUUAUUUUGUA